AUUCUCUCAAUUUUCCCUACUCUUUCAUCCUCUUUGACCUAGCAACCUAAGCGCCAUGUCUCUCGAACACACGAAAAAGGUUUACACCCUUAACACCGGCGACAAAAUUCCAGCCAUUGGUCUUGGUACAUGGCAGUCCAAGCCAAACGAGGUCAGAGAAGCUGUCAAGAACGCGUUGCUGAAGGGCUACCGUCACAUUGAUACUGCGCUUGCGUACGGCAACGAAGCUGAGGUCGGACAAGGUAUCAAGGAUUCUGGAGUUCCCCGCGAGGAGAUCUGGAUCACCACAAAGCUUGACAACACCUGGCACCACCGCGUCACCGAUGGCAUCAACAGCUCCCUCAAGGACUUAGGUGUUGACUACGUCGACCUAUACCUUAUGCACUGGCCCAGCUCGACCGAUCCCAACGAUCUGAAGAAGCACCUUCCCGAUUGGGACUUCAUCAAGACAUGGCAAGAGAUGCAGAAGCUUCCAGCAACCGGUAAGGUUCGCAACAUUGGUGUCUCGAACUUUGGCAUCAGAAACUUGGAGAAACUCUUGAACGACCCCAGCUGCAAGAUCGUUCCCGCUGUCAACCAGAUUGAAUUGCACCCUAACAACCCAUCGCCCAAGCUUGUCGCCUACAACUCUUCCAAGGGCAUCCACUCCACCGGUUACUCUUGCUUGGGAUCCACCAACUCUCCUCUCUACAAAGACCCCACUCUCCUGAAGCUGGCUGAAAAGAAAGGCAAGACACCCCAGCAGGUGCUGCUCGUGUGGGGUAUUCAGAAGGGCUGGAGUGUCAUUCCCAAGUCCGUCAGCAAGUCUCGCAUCGACGCCAACUUUGAGAUUGAUGGCUGGAGCUUGACCGAUGAAGAAAUCAACGAAUUGGACAACCUGAAGGACCGCUUCAAGGUCUGUGGUGAUGAUUGGCUUCCCAUUAAGGUCUUUUUCGGUGAUGAUGAAUGACUAUCUGAAAGCGACCGACUAUCUAGACUUUAGAACAAUAUUUGAGAUAAUAUGAUGCAAUAACGCAAA
This is a messenger RNA of Aspergillus nidulans FGSC A4, 1018 nucleotides long. It is a transcript of the gene gcy1, whose product is annotated as putative glycerol dehydrogenase Gcy1. Lineage: Eukaryota; Fungi; Ascomycota; Eurotiomycetes; Eurotiales; Aspergillaceae. Gene Ontology annotation, biological process: cellular response to stress; arabinose catabolic process; D-xylose catabolic process. Gene Ontology annotation, molecular function: oxidoreductase activity; D-xylose reductase (NADPH) activity; aldose reductase (NADPH) activity. Gene Ontology annotation, cellular component: cytoplasm. The record is from RefSeq and is a predicted model, not a curated record. The transcript is spliced from 4 exons. Bases 56 to 949 code for a protein of 297 amino acids.